Messenger RNA from Cricetulus griseus (Chinese hamster), 735 nucleotides. Lineage: Eukaryota; Metazoa; Chordata; Mammalia; Rodentia; Cricetidae. The record is from RefSeq and is a predicted model, not a curated record.
AAAGAACACAAGAGCUUGCCUGCCGGGAAGUAUGUUUACUUCCCAACCUCACGAAUCUUCUUCCCUCCUUCAAUUUUUCUUCUGUGGCUUUUCUGCAACCAGCAGAGGAAACACAGACCGUUAUGGGACUCUUUCCAAAUCACUCCAGUUUCCAAAGCUUCAGUAAGAUUUGCCAAGGCAUCACAAGUGGAUUUCCGAUGUGCUCCUUGUGUUUGGUUUGUGAAUCCAAAGGAGACGUGGAUCUCAUUUCUCAGGAACAAACACCAAAAGGUCUUAUCACGAGGGGAUCAAUGGAAGUGAAGGCAAAUGACUUUUACUCACCCUGUCAGCAUUUUAAUGUCACGGUCGCUCUUCUAGUUGACCCUAUGAAGGAAUACAACACUACCUGUACCCCUGAAUACCACCCUGGAAAAUCUACAACUGUAGAAGAAGAGCCAAGCAGGGAAAAUUCUCUAAACCAUACUUGCGGGAUUGUGGGAAACAUGAGUAAUUGUACUCAUGUCUUCUUGCACCUAGCAAUGGAUGUGAAAUCUGUCACUUGUUCCGUGAAGAUCACUUGGUACAUUUUAGUGCUAUUAGUUUUUAUGCUCAGUAUCAUCCUCAUUAUCCACAAAAUACUUGAAGACCACAGGAGAAUGCAGAGGUGGCAGAGUCAUAAAUACAAAUCUACAUCCGUUCUCUUAAGAGGAAGUGACUCUGCGGAGCUGAGCGCUUUGAACACGAGGGUUAUUCCAG